This is a messenger RNA of Dipodomys ordii (Ord's kangaroo rat), 4026 nucleotides long. RefSeq names its product myeloid cell leukemia 1 (gene Mcl1). Gene Ontology annotation, biological process: intrinsic apoptotic signaling pathway in response to DNA damage; mitochondrial fusion; release of cytochrome c from mitochondria. The transcript is spliced from 3 exons. Gene Ontology annotation, molecular function: protein homodimerization activity; channel activity; protein heterodimerization activity. NCBI's taxonomy places the organism in Eukaryota, Metazoa, Chordata, Mammalia, Rodentia, Heteromyidae. The record is from RefSeq and is a predicted model, not a curated record. Gene Ontology annotation, cellular component: mitochondrial outer membrane. Bases 116 to 1165 code for a protein of 349 amino acids.
CCCUAAAACCGCGAUCUAGGAGCAGCUCCCUCACUCCUUACUUCCGCUUCCUCCAAGUAAGGAGUCGCGGCCUUCCCCGUUCGGCUCAGGGCGGCGGCAGCUGGAGCGGCAGGCAAUGUUUGGCCUCAGAAGAAACGCGGUAAUCGGACUCAACUUCUACUGUGGGGGCGCCGGGCUGGGCGCCGGCAGCGGGGCCGCCGCCGCGCCGGGAGGGCGGCUCUUGACGGCGGAGGAGGCCAGUGCCCGGCGGGAGGCGGGGGGAGGGGAAGCCGGCGCGGGGAUUGGCGGAAGCGCCGGCGCGAGCCCCUCGACCACCCUGGCGCCGGACGCCCGGAGGGUCGCGCGUCCCGCGCCCAUUGGCGCCGAGGUCCCCGACGUCACCGGGACCCCAACUAAGCGGGUGUUCUUCGCGCCCACCCACCGUGCGCCGACGCCGGACGAGAUGGAAGCCGCGGCCGCCGGCGCCAUCAUGUCGCCCGAAGAGGAGCUGGACGGCUACGAACCCGAGCCCCUGGGGAAGAGGCCGGCCGUCCUGCCCCUGCUGGAGCUGGUCGGGGAAGCCAGUAAGAGCUCGCGCACGGACGGCUCGCUCCCUUCCACGCCGCCUCCAGCGGAGGAGGAGGACGACGAGUUGUACCGGCAGUCGCUGGAGAUUAUCUGUCGCUACCUUAGGGAGCAAGCCACGGGCGCCAAGGACGCCAAGCCGCUGGGUGGGGCCGGCGCGGCCAGCAGGAAGGCGCUGGAGACCCUGCGGCGGGUCGGGGACGGGGUGCAGCGCAACCACGAGACGGCCUUCCAAGGCAUGCUUCGGAAACUGGACAUCAAAAACGAAGACGACGUCAAAUCUUUAUCUCGAGUGAUGAUCCAUGUUUUCAGUGACGGCGUAACAAACUGGGGUAGGAUUGUGACUCUAAUUUCUUUCGGUGCCUUUGUGGCCAAACACUUGAAGAGUAUAAACCAAGAAAGCUGCAUCGAACCAUUAGCAGAAAGUAUCACAGAUGUUCUCGUAAGGACAAAACGGGACUGGCUAGUCAAACAAAGAGGCUGGGAUGGGUUUGUGGAGUUCUUCCAUGUAGAGGACCUAGAAGGCAGCAUCAGAAAUGUGCUGCUGGCUUUUGCAGGUGUUGCUGGAGUAGGAGCUGGUUUGGCAUAUCUCAUAAGAUAGCCAUAUAAGUGCAAUAGUAGACUUUUAACCAACUCCAGCCACCAAAACUACAUACAUCUGUGAAAUCAAAUGUAUUUAUGAACUUGGACUUCAAGCUGCCCAGGCUGUAACCUCCAAGAGUUCCAUCCUAACAAUGUAGCCAGAAAGAAAGUGGCAAGAGGAUUAUGGCUAACAAGAAUAAAUACGUGGGAAAACUAGUCCCCCUUGAAGAGUCACUGUCUGAAAGAAGCAAAGUUCACUUUGAGCAACAAGCAAACUUUGAUUGGGAGGCCAUGGAGAAAGACUUGGAUUUAGUGAAGAUGGUAGGGUGAAAGGACUUAACAUCUUGUCUAAAACCAGAAAAGUGGCCAAUAACUAGGCUUGCCAGAAUUCAUUAAAUAGGCCCGCCAAAUUCAAUUACUUUCUCUUAUAGUGUUAAAAGCAAAGCACUAACAAUGCCAGUGACCUUUGUAAAAUGGAUUUAAGCUAGAAGUAAUCAAACUUUGACUAGAAGCCUCAGUACUGUACAACAGUGUGUGAAGGGAAGCUUUUUGCUUUCCCAGGUUUAUGUCUUGAAGACAAAGUCCAAGUGUUCAGGACUUUCAUACCUGUUCUACUUUGACUUGGUUUGAAUGAUUCUUAGUUUAUUAGCCUAGUAAUGGCCAAGAAUACUUGACUUGAAGUUCACUAAUUAGUUACCAAUGCAGAAUAUCCUCAAUUUUUAAGACAGAACAACUUGUAAAUCUAUUUGUCUGUAAAAAUUGUAUAUAUUUUUACAGAGUUUAUUUCUUUGAACAACAUAAAAGGGACGGAAGUCUUGAAUUUAGUUUUUUUCAUACCCUUUUGAAAUUUUCAACUUCUGUAGUUAGGAAUCUAUUUCUUAAAUCUUUUCUAAACUUUGUCCUGGUCUGUUCUAGAAUGUAUACAAAACCAAUUGAUGUAAGUGUGUGCAACCUGGUUGAUAACUGUGUGGGCUUAAUUUUCCAAUCUGGUUUGGUAAGUAUUCUUUGCAUAGAUUUUUCUUUGAGAACAUGAUUGAGAGAUUGAGGAGUUAAAAUUAGCCCUUUUGCUUUGUUAAAUGUAGGUUUUCAGUAAUUGAGUGAAAGUGGAGUUUUAUGGUUGGGGGAGGAUUGGAAUGGGCAAAUGACUUUAAAAUAAUGGGCUCUGAUUAGGCAACCACUCAACUGGAGUUCCUUCCAUUUGACCUAAUUUAACUAGGAAAACCUAAACUGAAUUUAUGAGCUCAUCUUUAAAGCUUUUACUGAAAGAUUUUCAGCUGUUCCAAGUGGGACUUAACUAGCAGUGUGUAUAUAAAAAGAUCACAUCAGGUGGAUAAGAGACAUUUGAUCCCUGUUUACUUAAUAAAUUGUAAAAUGACGGCUUGGAAAAAAAGCAGGUUAGAGUCUUAACCAUGGUGCUAUUAUGUGGCUUGCUUGUUAAAUACAGGUUUAAGCCUGGUAUUAUCAAUAAAACGUACUUAUUGUUUCUUUUCUAUUAAUGAUUCCCAAGCUUUGUCUUGAAUUUGUCAUUGGUAUCUGUUUGGAUUUCAGACCUGAUGUACUAUUGAACUUAAUCUUUAACUUCUUGGCCUUCUUGAGAUAUUUGCUGCUUGUUACAGAUAUUUAUAUUGUUUUUACAUCUUUACUCUGCCAUCCCUGAACCUCUGUAGCCCUUGUAGUUUUCUACAUUAUGAACCCCCCUCUGGAAACAUCAUACGCAACAUAAACAUACAUACACCUCUCAGGAACGGACAGACCAUCUCUCAUGAAUUGAUAAUCUUGGGAGGUGAUAAGACUUCCCUUCUUCAUGAGUGCUUUGACAAGCUUGGGGGUGAAAGGGAGUCUUUUCCUUGGUGUCUUUUAGUUGAUUUAUCCCAUCUUUUGAGUAAGAAGUUUCAAAAGUCCUCUUAGGAAUUUUCAGAAGGCAGAACAUCAUUUUGUAUGCUUUCUCUAAAGUUUCCUUUGCUUGAAUGUGCUCACUUAAAUUUUAUAUAAAGAUGGGCUCAGUUAAACCUCAAAGAGUAAUAUAUAAAAGCUACUUUUAAAACUGAAGAAAGCUCUAUGUUGCAACUAGGGACAUUUGAAAGCUUCAGAAUAUGACCUUUAGUCUGUGGACUCCAGAUAAAAAUAGGCAUGAAUAAAAUGACUAAGAAUGUAAUUGGUAAGAAUUGCCCUGCCUGCCUGUCUGUCUUGGAGCUAUUAAGGUCAUCUUGUUAGAGCUCUUUUUACCCAUGUAUUUAUCAUUCUUGAUCAUAACCAUUUAUUUAUAUCAUGUCUAUCUCUAAGGACCUAAAGCACUUUAUUUAGUUUUUAAAUGGACAGAAGAUCUUGUUAAGGUGACUAGAAGGCCUAUGCCCCCCUCCCCCAUAUCCAGUUGUGGAAAUGCAAAUUGUACAGAAAUGCAAAUUGGUGUUUAGGAGCCCUACUUCCCCAACUCACUAGGUAUGACUGCUGAAAUAUAGACAGGAUCUUAGUUGAUGUUUUAGGUCCAGAGCAGUGAGAGCUCUUUUUAGGAGAGCCCAGGUGGUUUGGGAAGGAAGGAGCAGAUUGUUAGGGAGAAGAGGAAUGUGGUCUAAGUGCUGACUAGGUGCAUAGUUCAGGCACAUCCUCCAGAAUGGAAAGGGAGGGGCUGCUUGGAAAAAUGGCUCUCUCAGCAACUUGUCUUAUACUUCUCUCAGGGAAAAACAUGCAGUCUUCUAGUAUUGUUUGUGUACGUUCUAUUUGGGGGGUAAACACCUUGGUUCUGGUUAAACAGCUAGUGUUUUUGACAGCUGUUCCAGGAAGGGUUAGGACCAACUGCAAAUUAAUGUGGGUUGUAAACUAGUAUGUUUCCCUAACUUCCUGUUCUUCCUAAAAAAACAAAUAAAUCUUUUUUUUUUCAAA